CAUUGAAACACUCUAAAAUUGACAAUCUUUGUAUUGCAAUCUUCAAUAACAAGCAUGAUGGCAUUGACAAGUAUAAAUCAGGGCAGAAAUGACGCGCGCCAUGUUAUUGAGGUCAAAACUUCAGCUAAAAGUCGAUCGCGAGAAGACAUUCUGGAUGCCUUUAAAAAGCUUCCGGUAGCUCAGCAAAGACUAUAUCUUGACCUACACGAAUUUGCAUGUCCCCAAUUCAGGAAAGCGGCGGAACGUGAGAUCGAGACCCAAUGGGAGGAGAUGACAGAUCUGGAUCGCAAAGUGCUGGCUAUCUUUGCAGCGAACGCCUUUAAUGGUGGCGUUUUUCCGCUUGGCUCUCGGAUGAAUCAUUCCUGCAUUCCGAACACGGACUUCUCUUACAAUUGGAGUAUCGAGAAAGAGACAUUCCAUGCCAUCAGAGAUAUCAGAGCAGGUGAAGAGCUUACAAUAAUGUAUACCAAACUUACGAAUCGGGAUCGAAUCAAGCGUCAAGUCGAGCUUGAUAAGUGGGGUUUUCGAUGCACUUGCUUGGCAUGCGAGGAUACUCCACAGGGUUGGGAACGAGAACAGAGGCGAAUGGAACUAUUCGAUCUCGAUCAACGUCUCGCUAUAAAUAUGCAGUUUGGUGGGAAAGAGACUUACAAAGAAUCUUCUGAACUAGCACUGAGAAUGGCCGCAAUACAGAAGUCUGAAGGCUUGCUGAACAGAGAACUCGGUAUCUCUUAUCAUGAUGCGGCCCGAUAUUGCUUGGCAAUGGGAAAUGUCAAGAUGGCACUUUUGUGGGCUGAAAAAGAGCUAGAGCUGGAUAUCUGCUGUGUCGGUCGAGAUCAUCCUGACUAUGAAAAAGAGGCUGAGAUGGUCAACUUACUCAGAGAAGCAGUAAGUGCCUCAAAACCGGUCCACAGCAGUGUGAUGGAAUGGCUCAAACCACAUUCGGUACCCGAGCAACCAUGCGUUGUAAUGUGAUCAAGGAGAGGCUCACCAAAACUAAAGGAUGACCAAUACUACUUGACUCUGCCUGGUCAUAUUGACUAAAUGGUACAGUAUUUGAUGAAACCACUUUCAAAUUUCUUCGCCUGCGUCUUUAUUUGAUUGGAAAAAGUGGCUCGGCAGCCCGCAUUAGCUGACUGCUCGUCUAAUUAUAGAGAAACUCCAACCAGG
This is a messenger RNA of Aspergillus uvarum CBS 121591, 1170 nucleotides long. Its product is annotated as SET domain-containing protein. The record is from RefSeq and is a predicted model, not a curated record. The coding region runs from base 55 to 975 and encodes 306 amino acids. The transcript is spliced from 4 exons. NCBI's taxonomy places the organism in Eukaryota, Fungi, Ascomycota, Eurotiomycetes, Eurotiales, Aspergillaceae. Gene Ontology annotation, molecular function: protein binding.